UGUUGAUUAUCGGCCCGUUUGUUUAAGGUUUGGAGACUGGGAUCAGGCGAGAGCUUCUUACAAACCCCGGCUAUAUCAAGUAUGCGACCGCAGCGGUAAACUGGUCAUUGAGGAGAUUGCAAAUUUCAAUCAGGAGAGUUUGGAUGGAGACGACGUCAUGCUACUAGACACCUACGACCAAAUUUAUGUCUGGAUCGGCGCGGGUGCGAGCGAACAGGAAAAAGAAGGAGCCACAGAAUUAGCGGAGGUGUUUUGA
Cylicostephanus goldi is the source of this 256-nucleotide messenger RNA. The record is from the annotation of a GenBank genome assembly. Lineage: Eukaryota; Metazoa; Nematoda; Chromadorea; Rhabditida; Strongylidae.